Messenger RNA from Prionailurus viverrinus (fishing cat), 3232 nucleotides. RefSeq names its product kelch domain containing 7B (gene KLHDC7B). Bases 218 to 2128 code for a protein of 636 amino acids. Lineage: Eukaryota; Metazoa; Chordata; Mammalia; Carnivora; Felidae. The record is from RefSeq and is a predicted model, not a curated record. The transcript has a single exon. Gene Ontology annotation, molecular function: protein binding.
CUCAACCCUUCCGACCUCCUCUCCUUCAGACUCUUUGUCCCUCAGAGUUAGUCAGGGUUCUGCCGAGGAUGAAACUCUCAGGGCAGUGUCAGCCCCAGCCCCUGCCCCUGCCCCUGCCCCUGCUCCAACUCCGCCCUCCUCCCCAGCCCCUGCCCCAGCCCCAGCCCCAGCCCCAGCCCCAGUUCCGACCCCUGCCCCGAGUAGUGAGUCAAGGCCUAUGUCCCAGGAGCCCAGUGUGGCUCUCUGCAAGGACAACCAGGAAGGGCAGAUCUCAUCUAGCUGGGAAAACCUUAUUUCGAUGGUUCUUAGGAGUCACCCUUUCCCCAGGCAAGAGAGACGCCAAGGGAGAGCCCCAAGGGCAGCUCCCAGGAGCCCUAGAGAUCCCAGCACUGAUGCACCCUCUGAGAACAGAGAGUCUGGUUCUCCCCCUGAAGGGGCCGCCACCAGCCUGGAGGUCAGGAAUGGCUCCGCCGUUGGAAUGGUCACAGAAGCUGGCACAGGGGGCCUGCCUGAGGCUGGGUGUCCGCAACAGCAGAGAAGCUCGGAUACCAGGGAGGCUCCUACUCCAGACCCUCCCUCAGGCCCAAGGCCAGAUGCAGUGGAUGAGAUACAUCCAGACUCCCCACUGCCUGGAGCCGCAAUGCCUGGGGCCCCAUCACGGUCCCCUGGGCAGAGGCAACCCGGCCCUGUACCCUCCCCCACCGCGAGGGGGGUCUCACAGCCUGUCCCACGGCCCCGGAAACGCAGCAUGUGUGAAAUAGCAGAGAGCUCUGAGUGGGAGGUCAGCCAGAUGGUACCACUGAGGCAGGAGGGAGAGGCUCCAGGGGAGAGGCCCCGCCCUGCAGGCAGCGGGGCAGUCCUCACAGAAAAGCAGGAGGCCCGAAAACUCAAGGUGCUUCUGCAGAGGCCCGGGAGCCGGGGGGUGGCGGAGGGGCCUCGGAAGCCCAGCUCCCUAGCCCGGGAGCCCACUCUGGCCGCGGCUCGACGACAGCGGCUGGACCUGGGCAGCUGCCUGGAUGUACUGGCCUUUGCCCAGCAGCACGGGCAGCCUGGCCUGGUGCAGGAGACCUAUGGGCUGAUGAGCGACAAUCUGCUGCACGUGCUAGGAGACCCGGGCCUCUACCGGCAGCUGAGCGGGGCCGAGCGGGAGCGCAUCCUGAGCCUUCGGACGGGCCGGGGCCAGGCGGUGGUGGGGGUCCUUGUGCUGCCCAGCCUCUACCCGCUGAGCCGCUCGGGGCUCACAAGGGGCCCUUGUGGGGAGGAGGCCCCUACGGUGGGACCCGCACCCCCGCCUCCUCGCACGCACCUGCACGUGUUCAACCCCCAAGAAAACACAUGGCGGCCCCUGACACAGGUGCCGGAGGAGGCCCCGCUGCGGGGCUGUGGCCUCUGCACCAUGCACAACUACCUGUUCCUGGCGGGGGGCAUCCGCGGCUCCGGUGCCAAGGCUGUCUGCUCCAACGAGGUCUUCUGCUACAACCCACUGACCAACAUCUGGAGCCAGGUGCGGCCCAUGCAGCAGGCCCGUGCCCAGCUCAAGCUGGUGGCCCUGGAUGGGCUUCUUUACGCCAUCGGUGGAGAGUGCCUGUACAGCAUGGAGCGCUAUGACCCGCGCACGGAUGCCUGGACCUCGCGCGCGCCCCUCCCUGCGGGCACCUUCCCUGUGGCACACGAGGCUGUGGCCUGCCGUGGGGACAUCUAUGUCACCGGGGGCCACCUCUUCUACCGCUUGCUCAGGUACAGCCCUGCGAAGGAUGCGUGGGAUGAGUGCCCCUACAGUGCCAGCCACCGGCGUCCCAGCGACAUGGUGGCAUUGGGAGGUUUCCUGUACCGCUUCGACCUGCUGCGGGGUGUGGGCGCUGCGGUGAUGCGCUACAACACUGUAACGGGCUCCUGGAGCCGGGCUGCCUCCCUGCCCCUGCCCGACCCGGCCCCCCUGCACUGCACUGCACUGGGCAACACCAUUUACUGCCUCAACCACCAGGUCACCGCCACCUUUACGGUCUCUGAGGGGACUGCCCAGUUCCAGGCCAGGGAGUUGCAGCCCUUUCCUCUGGGGAGUAAGGGGGUCCUCUGUCCAUUCAUCUUGACUCUGCCUGCCACCGACCGGCUGCAAACAGCCCUCUGAGCUGCUGCUCUCUAGGGAGACCCUGGGCCUGGGGGUCUGAGGGCAAGUGGAGCACAGGAGGUGGCUGGCAGAACCUUCUGCUGUUGUUUCUAUGACAGCUUUGUUUUUCUGUUCUAAUAAGGCUCAUGAUCUCCCCCUUCCCUACCCCCUUCCCUGAAAGAGCCCUCUCCCCCUGGAGCUCAGGCUCCUUGCAUCUGGUUAGAAGCCGGCUUCUAACCUUCCCACCACAGCAUGCUGUUUACUGCCUUUUCCGCUUAGUUCUUGCCCUGACGCCUCAGCUGGCUCGCACAGCCCAGCCCCUCCUCCAGGGGGCUCCUCCUCCUCCUCCUCUUCCUCUUCCUCCUCCUCCUCCUUCCCCCCUUCUCUGGGCUCCCAGGAGCCAGGUUCCCUCUUGCAGCACUGCACUGCCUGGAAAAAUCUGUGUGGGGGUCCCUCUGGUGCUUUGAGAGCCAGAGACCGAUGUGUCCUUGAGGACCAGGAUUUGGCCUGCAGAGGGGCUGAGUGACUGCUGAGCCAAGGAAGGAGGUGGCUAGAGAGAUCGUCACACUUCUCCGUUCUGUCCCUAGGGCUCCAAGCUGGGCAAGAGGUCUGUAAGGGAAUGGGACAGGGGAACAAGGAACAGAGAGUCCCCAGAAAAAUGUUCUUGCCUCAGGCCUUGGGAGCUGGUUUGGGUCUUCCUGGGAAAAACUCUGUAGCCCUCCUUCGUCCGAUUGGUCCCCAGAGGCCUGGAACCCUUGCCUGUGAAACCGUUCUGCUGACUGUAGCCCCUGCCUGUAACCACUUGGGCUCAUGCCCCUCUGCAGCCUGUGGGGUCUCUCCCCCCCGCUUUGCCCCUCCAGAAGCAGCCUCACUUCCCACCACCCCCUGUUCUUACGUGAGACCCAGGUUUCACCUGAGCUCUUUCCCUUGUUAGCUGCGGACUUAGCCGAGACAUCUGAUUCCAUUCUUCUCAUCUGUGUAGUGGGGAAAAUGAACAUCUGUUACUCAGGAGAGCUGUGAGGGCAUAAGGACACAUGUGAGCGCCUAGCGCAGUGCCCAGGAUGAAUAGAUAAUGUUCCCCUUUACUCAUUUUGGAAUCCAUCACAGGAAGGUAAAUAAAUCUGA